Molecule: messenger RNA, 1587 nt
Organism: Olea europaea var. sylvestris
Lineage: Eukaryota; Viridiplantae; Streptophyta; Magnoliopsida; Lamiales; Oleaceae
Exons: 3
Coding region: 147-1346 (399 amino acids)
Source: RefSeq, a predicted model, not a curated record
CGUUCCAAAUUCACUGGAACUGUGGAACAUAAAACCCUUCCCUUCCCUCUCCAAUAUCCAUUUACCUCUACAACACAGCCGCACCGUUUUCCUUCUCUAUGGCGGCGUAAAACGCAGAGGAAAAUUUAAUAUUGCUGUGAAUUAAGAUGCCUACUUUUACGGCUAUUGCCUUGGAGAAUUUGCUGGAACCUCGAGUCCGAGAUUCCUGCAAAAAGCCCCUUAAGCCUAACCAGGGAGCGUCGAACGAUGAUAACGAAGCAACUGAACGAAGAGAAGACUCGAGCGCGAACCCGAGAGUUGGAGGCUCCAGGCACAUCUAUAUAUCUCCGGCUCUCUACGUGACGCCGGAACCGGCUUCGAUUCCGGGAAAUUCUUCCCCGAAUCCGUCCUCGCCUUCGCCGUAUGUCGUCAACCACAAGAGACGCGGUGGCGUUGAGAAUGGUAGUCGGAGGGUUGAGAAAUGUGAUGUUCAGGAUGUGAACCCCGAAAAAGACGGAAAUUAUUUGAAUUUGGAGGAGGGGGUGGUGGGCGAUUUUGUAAAUGAGAGUGAGGGUUCGAAGGUGGACAACGAUGGUGAAUAUGAUGAUGAGGGAAUUUCCGAUCCGAGGAGUGACCGGUUGAGCGUUGGGAGUUUUGACGAGGUUAGUGAUUUUGAAGGAAGGCAAAUCGAGAGCCGGAGCUUUGGAUCUGCUCAAGCGGAAUUUUUCGAUGCAAAUGAUGAAUUCUCCUGCAGUUCUUCAAGCGGGUCUUCACAUGGUCUUAGAAUUGCAGCAGACUUGCAUGCCACACGGCUCAGUCUUCUUGAGGAAAUCGAAAGGCGAAAGACUGCAGAGGAAAAUCUGAAGUUGAUGUGCUAUCAGUGGGAAAGAAUCAGUAAUCUUAUAUCUCAGGCAGGGUUAACAUUUCCUGCCCCUCCAACUGUUAGUGAUAGUAUGCAGCUCGGGGACAAUUCUAUGUAUCAGUUCUCCCAAGAAGUUGUCAUUGCUAGGUUUGUGGCUGAAGCAGUAGGUAGAGGUCAGGCACGUGCUGAAGCUGAACUUGCUGCUAAUGCAAUCCUAGAAUCGAAAGAUCAGGAGAUCUCACGAUUACAAGACAAACUGCUGUAUUAUGAGACAGUGAAUCAUGAGAUGUCCCAGAGAAAUCUUGUUGAAGUUGCACGGAGGCAACAACAAAGGAAAAGAAGUCCUCGUAGGUGGUUGUGGAGUUGUUUGGGACUGUCCAUUGCAGUUGGGGCUUCAGUGAUUGCUUAUUCAUACAUUCCAGAUACAAGUAAAUAUCAGCCACUGCUGAACUCUGGGGCUUCAGUUGAUGCUUCUCACAUCAGCACAUCCUCAGAAACCCCUUAGAAAGUAGUCCAUGGCAGUUCUCUUUGCUGUUUGCUCUACUUUAUGUUCUAUUUUGUGUUUUGCUUAGAGCUUAGGUGAUUAAAUCCAGCGGAAGUUAACAGUUGAUCUCAGUGAUUUGCUAGUAUAAUGAUAGUUAUUAUUUUUAUUUUUUAUUUUUAAAUUCGCUCCAUGCAAAUAUUUUGGGUGGGGAAUGUUUGAUGAUGUUCUUGAAAAGGGCACAGGGAGCUUUGCAUUAUUUAUC